This is a messenger RNA of Conger conger (European conger), 4671 nucleotides long. RefSeq names its product reticulophagy regulator 2-like. The coding region runs from base 135 to 1688 and encodes 517 amino acids. The transcript has 9 exons. The record is from RefSeq and is a predicted model, not a curated record. NCBI's taxonomy places the organism in Eukaryota, Metazoa, Chordata, Actinopteri, Anguilliformes, Congridae.
UUUUUAUUUUUAAGUCAGGCAGGUGUACACACAGAACUGUAUGUACACGCCAUGGUACGCUCCGUGCUGAACCCAUGAAGUUCAGUGGUUGAACCGCCCCGCGAUCCUAAAAAUAUAACAGCAGUGGGGAGAAGAUGGCGAGUGGGGAGGGAGCGGAACAGACCUGCUCUUCCUCCUCUGUUCUGCGUCUAGAGGCUCUCUUGCCACCAGAAGAAGACGAGCGUGCUGGCGGCGAUGGGGACCCCGAGCUAAUACGCCUGCGAGACGAUCUCCAGGAAUGGCUGUCGCAAUACGAGCCCGUGAUCCUGUGGGUACAGAGGCUGUUGGUGUGGGAGAGGCCGCUUUACAGCAUCUUCGUUGCAUUCAUGCUGAAUACCACGUUCUGGUUAGUAUUGUCCACCACCAUGCGACCCCUGUUUCUCCUGAGCGUGUCUCUUCUUGGGCUCUUGCUGUUGGAGAGAUGGAAGCAUAAGUUACCCCACAUUUCAGUCUCACGUCCUGAAGUCUCCUUAGCUGAAAGGGAGAGCGGGGCCAUUCACCCUCGGCUCCUCAGCAUCGCAGAGCUCAGCCACCACCUGGCAGAGAGCUACCACGCCUGCUGCCUCCACCUGCAGGAGACGCUCCAGUACAAACGGCAGAACCACGGAAAGUUCUGUGGAUUCAUGUGUGCAGGGAGCCUGGUCCUGGCUGUGGUGGGGCACUAUGUACCCGGAGUCAUGAUCUCCUACAUAAUAUUGCUGAGCGUGUUGCUGUGGCCCCUGGUGGUGUACAAUGAGCUGAUCCAGAAGAUGUACACUGGACUGGAGCCCAUCCUGAUGAAGCUUGACUACAGCAUGAAGGGAGACACACAGCACCACAAGCACGACAAGAGGAAGGUGAAGGAGACGGAGGGAGGCGACGAGCCGAUGGCAGAGACGGAGAGCGAGAGUGAAGAAGAGCUCUCCUGCUUCGCUCCUACUGUGGAUGUUAAGACGACCGCUCUGGCGAUGGCCAUCACAGACUCUGAGCUAUCUGACGAGGAGGCCUCUAUCCUGGAAAGCGGGGGCUUCUCUGUGUCUAGGGCCACCACCCCCCAGCUGAUCGACGUCUCUGAAGGCAGUACAGAUGUGGACCAGCAGAGUCGGACCAGCGACCCGGAGGAGGGUUUCCCCCGAGACCUGCAGGAGUGCCCCCUGACCAAGCGCCACCCUCAGCCCCGCCCUGCACGGCCCCUGGGGUCCUCAGACACUGGGGAGGAGCGUCCGCUCCCCUGCCUCCACCUGCCCCCCCCCCUGCACUUUGUGAACACGCACUUCAACGGGAACCGGCGGGGCUCCACGGGGGCAGAGCAGGGGGCUGCUGAGGGACAGAGCCUGUCGCUGGAGGCCCUGAGCCAGGAGAUCGUGAGCUCCGCCAUCUCCACCGUGGUGCAGAACACACUGUCCGCCCUGACCCGCCUCGCCGGCCCACCGGAGGCCGAGGCCCAGGACACCAUGCCUGCUGAAACGGACCCUGUGGACCAGACCACCAGCGCAGCCGAGGAGGAGGAGGAGGAGGAGGAGGACGAGGAGGAGGAAGAGGAGUUUGUGCUUCUAGACCAAAGUGAACUGGAACAGACCGAGGAGGAGCUCGGUCUGGUGUCUGCGGGACAGGAAAGGGACGAGGCCACGCCCACAGACCCACCCAGUGGGCAGCUGCAGGAGUCCUAGCUCUGCUCGCUGCUCUUUCUACACUGGCAGUAGAUACCCAGCAUCAAAACAUUAGGGCUCUUGACCAGUUGCAGUGGGUUACUGUUCAUUUGUCUGUAGUGAUUGGGUGUAAAUAUCUCUGAUGGUUAGUGUGUAACUGGAUCUGGCUGCUGCUCGCUGAGGGGGCGGGACAUUUUCAUUUUCAGGCAGUGGGUUCGUUUGAGUUGAACUGGUUUGGAUAGUUUUUAGGUUUUAGUUCUGGUUUAAAUCUGUUAGUAGUAUGGUAACAGACCAUAAUUGUUUGUGUGUGUGUGUGUGUGUGUGUGUGUAUAUGUAUGUGUAGGUAUGCAGUGCAGUCCAUCCAAGUAUUUGGACGGUGGUACAAUGUCUGUUCUUUUGGCUCUAUACUCUAGCACAUUGGAUUUGAAAUGAAACCAAGAAUGUGCACUAUAAGUAAUUGGACUGUUGGCUUCGCAGCUGUUUGAUCUGUCUGGUGUAUUCAAUCCCUUCACAGACAUGGGCCGAAAAAUAGGCUGACCAAAAUGUAAGUGUUUGUAACCUCAUCAGGAAGAAAGCACUGGUGAGCUCAGUCAUUGCAAAGGGGCUGGUAGGCCAGGGGAAGACCUGUACAGUUGAUGACUGAAGAGAUAUUGCUAUAAUUAAGGAAAUCCCCCCAAAAACCUGUCGGUGUGUCAGUGACUUCUCUCCGCGCAGAAGACUUGAUGAACAGAGACUACAUUGCAAGAUGCAAACCACUAGUUAGCUGCAAAAACAGGAUGGCAUGGUUAAGUAUGAGCCAUGAUAAGAGCCUGCAGAGUUCUGGAAAAAGAGUAUCAGAGUGAUGGAAAUGGCAAACUGGUUUUUGAACAGUUCCUUUUAGCCUCCACAAAGCAACCCGCCUCCUCUGUGAAACACAGUGGGGUUUUAGUUUGGGCAUGUAUGGCUACCAAAGGUGCUGGCUCACUUGACUUAAUUGAUAAUGUAACUGCUGAUGGCAAUGCCCGAAUUAAUUCUGAAGUGUAGAGAAUCCUCUUAUCAGCUAAAGUUCAAUCGAAUGCCCGCAAACUCAUUGGACGGUGUUUCAUCCCACAGCAAGACAAUGAUCCCAAUGAUUCCAGUUGGUUUCAGUCUAUUGUUUGAUUGAUGUCUGACUUUCUUUUUCUUAUUUCUCAUAACAGCUUCCUUGACUUUCAUUAGCACAACUCUGGUCCUCAUGCUGAUGUCCUCAUGAUAAUCGACUCCAAAGGCAAUCGAAAGCUGAGAAUUACUUUUGGUCCCCUAAACUUUUGUAUAAAAAGGGAUGCAAUUCCUACACUGAUCACCCGAAAUGGAUGUUAAUUAAUGGUCACAGUCUGCACUAUAAUCUUAUUCUUGGUUUCAUUUCAAAUCCAAUGUGCUGAGUGCAAGACCACAGAACACAAACUACACUGCUGUCCAAAUACUUAAGGACUGCUCUGUAUAAUUUAAAUGUACUGAAGUUUUUAUGACCCGUUCUGUAAACUGUUUGGUCACACUUUACAAUAAGGUACAUGAAUUGGCAUUAACUAAUGUUGGUAACUAAUGUAAUUAACGUGAAUUAACUGAUUUACAAAUGCAUUAAUUAAGCACAAUAUUAACUUUUCAUUUGUUAAUGUAUUUAACUACUAACUAAUGUAUGAGUUGCAUUAAUAUUUAUACAAUAGUAAGCCAUAUGAUAAAUUACCAUGAAUAAAUAUUAACUUAAUGUCAAUUCAUAUUGGAAUGAAAUAACUACUGUUGUUAACAUGACUUAAUAAUGUGCAAAUGCAUGAACAUAGCUGUACAGAUGAACUUCUCAGUUCUUGGUUAACAGCUACAUUAGUUAAUGCCAAUUCAUGUAGCCUUAUUUUAAAGUGUUACUUAAAAACAAGUUUAUUAUUUAUACAGAUUUGCUAGCAUCCAGGCCCCAGCAUGCUCAGAAAGAUACUGUGGACAUAAAGCAUUCAUCAGCACUUUGCUGAGAAACCCAAGAGGUUUGUUUUAUGGUGAUUAAUGAUAGAUUUAUAGGUGAAAUUGGUUUAGAAAUUGUUCUUGUGGACUUUUAUUUGUGCACAUUGAACCAAGAUCCAACCAAUUUGGGCAAUAAUAAAUCUAACUUAUUAAAAAGUUUUUUUUUGCAUUGCUUUAACAUUGGCCUCUAAUUUUUUUGUUAUGAAUUACAGAUAUUACUGAGCCCCUUUUAACCCUCUUGUUGUCUUCAGGGUAAAAAAUAACUGUUUAACUGCAGUGAAACCCUGCCAAAAUAAAUAAAUAAAUAAAUAAUAAUAAUAAUAAUAUUUUUCAGUCUGGAAUUGGAUGGAUUUUCCUGGAAUCACCGUACCAUUAGAAAAAUGAACAUUGCCCACACAUUUUUUUAUAUUUCUUAUAAAAGUAUUCUAUCAGGGUUCAAAGAUUAUUAGAAGUCUUUUUCUUUUCAUGAAAUCAAAAGUCAUAAUCAAAGUUCAGCACCACAUCUCUAUUACGGCAAAAACAAAAUCGGUUUGGGUAAAAAUGAGUAGUGUAGACUGGAUAAAUAGUCUCUGGAUUGUGAAGUUUUAAAACAGUUAUUGACCAAUUUACUGAUGAGUUGACAUGCUGUUUCUAUUAUCAAAAACCUUUGGUUUAUGGUUUAAAACUCGAGGAAGAGGUUUCAUCACAGGGGCCUGGACGAGGUGGCUCAUUUCUGACCCUUUGGACUCUAGGUGCAGGCAUAUGAAGACAACUUGAGGGUUAAGAGCUAAAUUCUUUCCCUGGGGAUUCACAAUUGUAUCUGUAAGGCUAUUUUACUGUGAAAGGGUCAGCCCAGUGUUUUAUCAGGAUGAGCUUCCCUAAAUGCUGCCUUCCAUGUGUGCUAUCUGGAAAAUACUUUUAAUACUCAGUUUUUUAAAAGUCAGUGCAAUUUUAAAACUCAUCCCUGUGGAAGCAUUAUGAUCUCUGGUUUUAUUUUUGUUCAUCAUUUAUUUAACCAGAUGAAAGUAAUUGGAUUAAAUAGAUUUUAUUUUCAUGA